AGCUCACACACUCUCAGAGAUAUUAUAUGCACCUGGCUCCAGAAUAACUUGGGGACUACACCACAAUGACCUCGAUAAACGCUCAAAACGUCACGUCGAUCACGACCUAGAACGACCUCGCAGUACGCGAUCGUCAUCAAGCAACGAUUGUACGCUCAUCAUGACCGACCGGUUCUCCCACCCUCUCUCCAUCCAGCCGUCGACCACUUCAUCUCAGAGAUCUAGACAGUCACCUAGUCGAGCCAAUAUCUCUUCCAAAACGUCCGCCUCGCAAUUCGCUGGACGGGUCGACAGGACAAGAACGGACAGAUCACGUCAACCGGAAGCCGCAUUCCUUAACCCGCAGGCUGAACAAGAUGCGAGUUCGUACAAGGCCCAGACUAGAUCAAGAGCCUCGACGACUUCCCGAUCUAGGAUACCUCAAGCGUUACAAGGUGUAGGGCGGGAAGAGUUGGAUAUCUAUUUGGUCCGGUGGGAUCUUUUGGGGGAUGACGAGUUGGCCAUCGCGUGCGGGGUACAUCCAUCAAGUUCAACAUCAACAUCAACAGCAAUCAGAUCUGGAUCCUCACUCACCUCGACUCGACCUCGAGCUACAUCACCGUCUACCUCUACCUCAAAUCCAUAUUCAGACGUCACCGCACCUCGUCUAACCCGCUCAUCAUCCUCCCUCUCCUCACUCCAAACCCCUAAACCUCGCCCUCGACCUUUAAAACGCCUAUCCACCCAGAUCCUCGCUCUGACGCUUCCUCCAUCUGAACAUCACCCCGCGAGUGAGGGUGGUCCAAGGAAUGCAGCUUCCUCGUCGUCGGUGUCAGGAGGGCUUUAUUCGGUUCGGAGAACGGAAGGACUCUUCCCACCUAGUCCUCCUGCGGAUAGGCCUGAUUUCGAGUUUGAUAGCCUGCAACAUGAAGAUCAAGGUCAAGAUCAAGGUCGGGAUCAGAAACCAGAUCAUCGAAACAUCCAAGCUUGCACCUCCGAAUCCGUGCCAGCCAGGCUUACCAACGACGUCUCUGUAGAUCCGGGAUUACACCCUUUGCGGGUCCUCUCCCGUCUAACUAGAGAGUUAGGGGAAGCUUGUUUACGGUUAGAAGAGGAGAACCGGGAAUUACGAUCACGGGCAAUAUCACGAUCACGUUCGCUCGAGCAAGAAGAAGAAGAGAUGAAAAAUCAAGGAAGCCGGGAUGUAGCUGGAGGAUUUAGCACGCCGAGGAAAAGGUCUGAUGCGGCUCGGCUCGGGUUGGGGGUCGAGGAGGUAGAAGGGGGAGGCGAGGUUGAUCAAAUGGAGCCUGCGGAUGGGAGAGAUAUGGACAACGGAGUUGUGGGCGGCCGGAGGUUGUCUAGCGUUUUCAGGGAGGAGGAUCAGCUCUCUAUACACGACUCUCUCAGCGAAGCGCUGUCCACCCACCUGACCUCUCCGGCCGUUUCAACCUUUUCUCAAUCACGCACCAGACACCAUCAUAACCACAAUCGCGGAGAUCCGCUCUCAGCAGACCUGGACGACGAUGGAGAUCUCGACCAGGAUCCGCAAUCUACAAUCAAAGCUCGGCCUCAAUCUCUUCGUCCUCGUUCCGAUUCCCCUGCGAGAUCGUUAGGAGGUAGAUCAGGCAAAGAAACAGCUUCGCAGGCUUAUGCUCGGCGACGAUCGGGAAGCAGCUCGACGUACGAUCACACAUCGAGCAUCCAGCCUGAGGGAGCGAUCGGUAGGACGCCGACGAUCGUGGUCCGCCCGACUAUCGCCGACGUACGCCAUUUAUCUGAGACGACUCCAAACGAGUCGGCUGUGGCAGACGAAGAGUUGUUGGGAAGUAGCGUUCCACGACCGAAAGGCAAGACCCAGAAUCACCGGUCGAGCUGGACGGACAGUCUUUGGGGCUGGACCGGGAGUUCAAGCGGGACCGCCGGUGGAGGUGUACACAGGGGUAAGAGUGCGUCCCGGAAAGAACGCGCCCAGAUCGGGGACUUGCGAGCAGACAAGGGAGGACUGCAGUUUCAACCCGGUCGAUCACGCGCUUCGACGACGACCUCGGAGUCGCCUGCGGUGGGUCGGCCUGUGUUGUCGCCCCCAAUCCAGACCAGUAUUCAUCAAGAUGAGAAGGAGAACGGCGAGGAGGAUCACGAUUUCCGGUACGGAGAUCGCGGGAAUACGCCUUCGUUCUGUGCCAUCUUUCUCGCUACUCGGUUGUUGACACCGGACAUGUCCUCGAUCCUGAGUACCGGGAGCAAGAAACGGCUUGAGGGCGAGACUCUAAGUCGGAUGGCUUAUGCUCUGGUCAGGAACGCUAGAGACGCUGGGAUCGUCUUGCGUACUCCUCCAGAGGCGGUCAGAGUCAAUCGCGAGCCCGCCGAACGGAAGACCCCGUACAAGAGGUCUAAGCGGCAUUCGGUGCUCGGUCUGCCUGCCUCUCUCGGUAGCGUAUUGUCCAGCCCGGUUCAAGCGUUCCUCGGGACAGGAGGUUCCUCGAAUUCGCAGUCGAACGAGAACGAGACGGCUCGAAAACAGUUAUUGCGUAGCAUUUCCAGCCGAGACAUGGUUGGAACGCUAGCGACUCCCGGAACUGUGGCCAAAGGAAAGAGUCCAGAUCGAUCUGCCGUUUCGACCCCUCUUGUGAGUCCGGGCGAGGACGAGGAAGCAUUUACCCCACCGCUGGUCGAAAUGAACGCCUUCACCGCCGACAAAGACAAGCCGCCAACCAUGCUGCCGCGCCGAAACACGAUGCAAAACUUGCACGGCGAGACGUCUCCCUCGCUCAAGCUGGCUUCUAGGUUCGGCGAUGAGAGAGCCGAGCUCGCUCCGUAUACUGACAAGUUCGGGUUCGUCUACGAUCUGCGAUACGUCAGGAUGCUGCUCGAUCUCAAGGCUGCCUCGGAGGAAGAUACGCUCGCCGCCGUUCCUCAGGAGGAGGAUGAAAUGCCUCGCGUCAAGCGGGAUCCUCGUGCGUCAUUCGACGAACACGCUCUGGAGAGGGUCAAAUCCGAGGUCAGCACUCUGUCGAGCUCCUCGCCAGGGUCAGCCAAUACUCCUUUACCCGAUUCUGCCUCGAAUGCUGGGUCGACAUCGCAGCAGGAUAGAUACCGACCUCGCUCGUCCACCCUUGCGGUCUUCAACCCUUCACCUGCGAAACCUAGCGCGUCGCACCAGGACGUCACGGUGUCGAGUCGGGGGGCUUUCAACCUUCGGCCUACGAUUACGGCGAACGGCGGAAGAAAGGAUUCGGUCAGAGAACAAAAGGCCAAGCUGGAUUCUCUGGCUGUCCGCCAUCGCAAGCCAGUGUCUGCCCUCUUGAGUCAGCUCGGCGAGGUUCAGGAUGUUCGCGAAGCCGAAACUGCUCGACAGUGGGAGCAGUUCAUCAAGUAUCGACGAGGUAAAGCUUCGCAUCGUAAAAGCAGCGUAUCGGCCAGACAUCGCUCGACACCAGGUUUGGACAACGGGUCUUGGCAGGACGACCUGGUCGGUAUCGCCAAUAUCGGGGACGGAAAGACGGGUCAGGAGGUCAUGAAGCGAUUCAAGGCUUUGCUCGUUGCUUCUGGUAUCCCGAUCAAUAUGCGGGCCAGUAUAUGGGCAGAAUGUUCGGGCGCCAAGGACGCCUUCAUCCCGGGCGAGUAUUACGAGAUACUCUCUGUACACAAGCAAGACGAGCAUCCGAUCCUUGGGGAUAUCGAGAAGGACGUCAAACGCACCUUCCCUACUAACGUCUUUUUCGGAGGAGACGGUGUGGGCUGCGAAAAGCUCAGGCGACUUCUCACGGCAUAUGCCUGGCACGACCCGUCUAUCGGUUACUGUCAAGGGAUGAACUUGGUGGCAGCCACGCUGUUGCUCAUCUACGAAGACGAAGAAAGGGCCUACUGGACGUUCGUCUGCUUGAUCCGAAACCUGCUCCCGCGCGAAUGGUUCAACUCGACGCUUCAGGGCAGCAUGACCGAGCAGGCCGUGCUUGGCGAGCUCGUAGCCGAGACUUUACCCAAAAUCCACCGUCAUUUCGAGGAUCUUGGACUCGACUUGUCUGCAGUCACGUUCGGCUGGAUGUUGAGCUUGUUUACCAGCUGUUUGCCGAUCGAGACCGUCUUGCGCAUAUGGGACUGCUUCAUGAUCGAAGGCAAAGACGUGAUCAUACUGUCUGCCUUGGCCAUUUUGAAGAUGGGUCAGGCAGGCAUACUCGAAUGCGACAAUGUCGGAGACCUCUUUGACUACCUUAACGCCAUUACGGAACGGCUCUGGAGCCCGGACAAGCUCGUACAGCUUCAAAACAGUCUCAAGACGACUAUCACCCCUAACGACCUCGCCGCUAGACGGCAAAGACACGCUGAUGCAUUGAUGUCUGCAUCUGCAUGAAACGAACGAACUGUGUCACGACUUGGACCGAAAUAUUGUAGCCGGUUGCGAUCGAAUUAUUAUGCUUGUAUCUAGGUAUAGACAAGGACA
Messenger RNA from Filobasidium floriforme, 4420 nucleotides. Its product is annotated as rab-GTPase-TBC domain-containing protein. The coding region runs from base 161 to 4330 and encodes 1389 amino acids. NCBI's taxonomy places the organism in Eukaryota, Fungi, Basidiomycota, Tremellomycetes, Filobasidiales, Filobasidiaceae. The transcript has 5 exons. The record is from RefSeq and is a predicted model, not a curated record.